This is a messenger RNA of Apus apus (common swift), 11440 nucleotides long. It is a transcript of the gene LDLRAD4, whose product is annotated as low density lipoprotein receptor class A domain containing 4. Gene Ontology annotation, molecular function: R-SMAD binding. The record is from RefSeq and is a predicted model, not a curated record. Gene Ontology annotation, biological process: negative regulation of transforming growth factor beta receptor signaling pathway. Bases 666 to 1598 code for a protein of 310 amino acids. Gene Ontology annotation, cellular component: early endosome membrane; Golgi membrane. The transcript is spliced from 7 exons. Lineage: Eukaryota; Metazoa; Chordata; Aves; Apodiformes; Apodidae.
CCUCAGCGCAGGGAGCGAGGCUGCCGGAGACAGGCAGGGGGAGGCGGCCAGGCGCCCCGUCCGCUCCGGAGGAGGCCCGCCCGGCGCGGGGACGGGCGGCGGGGGCCGGCGGGAGAUCACACUCAAUACUCACACCCGGAAGCAAAAGGAAGAAUCUCCUGACUCUCUGGGCUUCAAGGAUGUCAUUAUGUUGUAUUGGAUGAAUUUAAACUAGCCAAGACUUCUUUCUGAAACACUUGCAGAAAGUGAACGUGCCUGAGGGAAGAGGAACACAAGAGAAGAGAGACAAUUGAUCACCACCAUUGGCCGAGACCUGAAAAAUGGUGCUGGAUGAACAGAGGAUUAGAACUUAAUUGUAAAAGGGAAAGAAAGUCUUGGCAGGCGAUUUGCUUCAUUUCCACAUUCAUCAUGGCCCAAAUCCUCUGGCUGGCUGGUUGAUGGGACUGUCCCAACGCUUCCUGCUUAGUUUCAGUGCAGAUCCCCUCUGCCUACGGAUCAAAAGACCUGGGAACAGGUGGGAACUGGAUGGUGCCAAAUACAGGAAUAGAAAGAGAAAUGGACUCUGACAAGCUAAAAUGGAAGUGACUUGACAGCUCCACGCUCAGCAGUUAUCUCCAGCCAGGACAGGUUAAGACGGUAAUCUCAGGCUUCAGUGGGAAAGCAGUAUGCAGGAAGCUGGUUUUCAGGCCACAAAUGCUUUAACAGAGUGCAAAUUCACCUGCGCCAGUGGUAAAUGCUUGUAUCUUGGUUCAUUGAUUUGUAACCAACAGAAUGACUGUGGGGAUAACAGUGAUGAAGAGAACUGUCUGCUUGUAACAGAGCAUCCACCUCCAGGCAUCUUUAGCUCUGAACUGGAGUUCGUUCAAAUCAUCAUCAUCGUUGUGGUUAUAACUGUUAUGGUGGUAGUGAUCAUCUGCUUGUUGAACCGUUACAAGCUCUCGACACGCUCCUUUAUCAACCGACAGAGUCAAAGCAGAAGACAGGAGGAAACUCUGCAGACGGAAGGGUGCUUGUGGCCUUCAGAAAGCUCAGUUUCGCGCCCGGGUGCUUCAGAGAUCAUGUACGCUCCAAGGUCCAGGGACAGGUUUACUGCCCCAUCUUUUAUGCAGCGGGACCGUUUCAGUCGCUUCCAGCCCACUUACCCUUACAUGCAGCAUGAGAUUGACCUUCCUCCGACCAUCUCCCUCUCCGACGGGGAAGAGCCGCCGCCGUACCAAGGUCCAUGCACCCUGCAGCUCCGGGACCCAGAACAGCAGAUGGAACUCAACCGGGAAUCUGUCAGGGCACCACCCAACCGAACCAUUUUUGAUAGCGACUUGAUAGACAUCUCGAUGUACAAUGGGGGCCCCUGCCCACCAAGCAGCAAUUCGGGCAUAAGUGCAACCAACUAUAGCAGUAACGGAAGGAUGGAAGGACCACCCCCGACGUACAGCGAGGUCAUGGGGCAUUACCCAGGCUCCUCUUUUUUCCAUCACCAGCACAGCAACGCGCCUCCUUCCUCGCAGAGAGGGAGCAGACUUCAGUUUCAGCAGAACAAUUCAGAGAGCACAAUAGUCCCCAGCAAAGGCCAGGACCGGAAACCAGGAAACCUGGUCUAAGUCCCUUGCCCAGGUGCAUUUGAACUGAAGACAAGGAGGUUGAAGCAGAGCGGCGGAGGAAAACCCCCAUGCUCCGGUGCACAAUGUUGUUAAGUUUCACCUGGUACAACGUAGUAAAACCAAACGUGCAAACCAGUUCUUUGUUUCUGAUUCCUUUCAGGGGAAUUGCAUGCAAAGCAGAUUGAAAGAAAUACGAACUUCCAUUUGGUUUGUCUACAAGCAGUGUUUCGGGGGUGGGGGGGAUAUAUUAUUUUUUUUUAAUAAACUAUUUCACUUAUUUAAUUCUAAAAGUUAACUUAGCACAGAAUUGAGGCUUGUACAGCCUGUUUUAUACUCACUGAAUGGCAGAAGAAGGAAAGUGGUUUUGCUAGAUAAAUGGGGGAAGAAUUGGCCAGUUUGCUUUUCAUUUUCUCCCAGGGUGUGGAUUUUUUUUUUAAUAUGAAACAAAAUUCCUGUUUUGUGUGCCAAGGUAUAAAGUUGAGAACUUAGAUGAAUGCAAGGAAUUAAUUUGUGUUGUGAUAAAUGUGUUUUAAAAAGUUGCACUAUCUUAAUGUUUAAAGAAAUAUAUAUGAGGGAACUGUUUUAUGUGAAGUUCUUCUAUAUGUUGUCUUUUCACCUGUGGAAUAAUGAUAGAGCCCCAGAAGUAAUCUGGAGGUCUUUCCCCCCCACCCCCGGUUUGCUAGAAAAAGGGGACAGGACUUAGCCUAACAUCUCUUGACUUUUGCAAAUCAAGAAAUACAGGGACACUUAACUUGUCUUUGCAAUAAUUUGCAUUCAAAUAGCAGUGCAUCAGUGAAGUGUCUUGGAGACUUUUGGAUGGAAGGAGGCAAAUAAGAAAUCCCAGCAUUUUCAUCACUUAUGGUUUAGCUAUUUUGCAGCAUAGACUAUAUGUUUUGUAAAUGGCAAAAUGAAGUUCCAGAUGUGUUAAUUUUUACUGAUUCUAAGUGCUGCCAUUCUUUUCCUUUUGAUAAUGCAGUAUCGCCAGUACUUAAGGUUUUAGAGAUUUUUGUCCUCACUGUAGCCUGAAAUGUAUUUAGUCACAUAUCAUGACAUUAUGCAAUAAAUUGUUUAAAAAUGUAAGGUGGGUUUUUUCCCCUGCAAUGCUGUUAAAAUACGUGAGACACGGUUGUGCUUUUUGCUUUCCAUUUCAUCCUUUAGGUAUCGAAGUUCAGUCCUGGAGAUCCAUCCCAUUGCACUGAAGGGGCCUUUUGUAUCUCUAACCCCCCUGUUGCAGUUUUCACCAGCAGUACCGAGAGCGCUGGUGGCAGUGGGGCUGGCUUCUGUGCCGUGUCUGGCAGUGACAGGAUAGCCCCAGUUAUUCCCACUGCAAACCAUUUUGCUCUGGGCCCUGUUGUGGAAACCCUCCUCCACGCAUCUCAUCUGGCUGGUGCCAGCAGGACUGUGCUCAUGGGUAAAAGAUGACUUGUGUAUUAACUAAGUGUCCGUAAGCCCAAGUUUUGCCAUGCUGGUCUUAAAAGUAGUUGAAACACGUUACCUGCCUGUAAAAUGGCAUGUGGGGUGUUUCUUCUCUGGCUGUUUCUGCGUGGAAGCACACGCGGCAGCGCUGGAAGGCAGCCGACAAACGGUGAUAGUGGCAUCACAAGCACAUGAAAAAGCACAACUUGCACUUAAAAUGCGUUUUGGAAAUGGACUUAAAGUAAGAACCUUUAGAAUCUUAGCUUGAAUAGUUUCUAAUACAUACGUGAGUGGGUGGGUGUCCUAGACCUUUUAAGAUCUUUGACUUUUUUCUGUUUGCUGAAGCCUUGUGCUUGGUUUCGGGCAGCAGCCACUGAGUGCCCCAAGUGCGCUGUGGGGGAGCGCAGUGCCCUGGCACCUGGUCCCAUGGCUGGAGGCUGGAUUUCUGCAGGACUUCUGUCCACCGGGGGCUCUGAUAACUGAAGUGCAUCUUUGAUCUAUGCAGAGUUUUAAUGCCAAAACAGUAUGCAUGUCCGUGUGUGUGUUUUAUGGGCCUCAGUGUAGAUUGUUUUCUUCAUAAGGUAAUUUGGUUUAUUCUGGUUCAGAAAAUGUUUAUGUAGCUGUUAGAAUACUUACAUUUGUCUCUGUCAUUGUUUUUUGGUCUGAGUCAUGCUGGUUAUGCAGAGUAAAGCUGCCUUUUAACUUAUGUGUUAUUUGAAGGGAGAGAUAGUGAUUGUAUGAUGGGAUUCACUUCUGUUUUUUUUUCCCUCACUCAGACUCACAGGACAGGUGUUUAGGAGAUGACUAGGUGGCUGUCAGUCAACUAGGGCUCUUGUCAUGUCUGGUUCCUGGGAAUAAAAGCUGUGAAACUAGAUUUUUGCAAACAACCCCUGAACAUAAUUCUUAGUUCAAAACAAAACACACACAAAAAAAACCAGUACAAGUAAACAAAAAAAAAACACAUCAAAGCAAAACCCAAAAAUCAAACAGAAGACAAAACCAGAAAAUGUUUGUUUUGGUCUUCAGUGACUUUCAUUGUCCUUUAGAAGUGAGCUUUCAAGUCAGAGAAUGUGUGUGUGCCUACACAGAUACUGUGCUGUUGCCUAAAUGAGGAUUAUUUAGCUGAGAAGCCUUUAGGCGAGAACAGCUGGAACAUGGCAGAGCACACCUGGACUGGGCCCUGGGCUUGGGCCAGUUCAAUACCAACUUUUCCCCAUGCAUAGAUUUCCGCAAAGGGAGCCUUGAAGUUGCCUUCAAAGUCACCUCUUGGGAACAUGCUUUCUUUGCAGACAGCUCUUUGCCAUCUUUUGCCGUCUCUGCAUGCCAGUCAGUUUAUGCACUUCCCAUUACAUUGUGCAGUACAAUGUGUAUGUACACUGUUGUAUCUUAAUUCUUCUUGAGUGAGGAAUUUUUUCUGUGCACGGAAAAUGUAACCUACUCCAGUUCUGUAGACGAGAUUUGUUUAAAAAGACUUAGUAUUUGCUCACCUAAUGGUUGCAUUUCCUCUUGCGUUUUUGCCUUCUCAUCAUAUUCUACUGUCCAAAGGUAACGUGCAGCCAGCAUACCUGUCAGCUCUGAAACUGUAGUCACUCGUUGCUCGCUAUAGGUGAGCUUGCAAUCUGCUACUUUUGUUUUGGGCCCCUCAGAGGAGUAAAUAUGGUGUUUUCUGAUUAGUAUUAGUGAUCUCUGAUAGGAGUGCCCUCAAUAGUAUAAUGUUGCAACUGUGUGUGUUUUCUGUUUCUAUAUUUAUUUUUACUGCAGUGAGAGAAUAUGCCCUUGCUAACAGGACAGGAUGGUAAAAGAAUUAAUAUCAGCAUAGCACUAUCAAUCUUUACAGGUUUAGAAACUGAUGAUCUCUGAAGAUAGAUAAUUCUAUGGAGCAUUUAUAGAAAGCUCCCUUUGAAACUAUCCAGAAUUAAUAAACUGUAUUCCACAGACAGUCAAAUGAAGCCUUGUAAUUUAUAAAAGAUCUCUGCAAACACUGUAGAGUUAAUAAUGUAGAUUAUACCUCCAUACUUGUGUUUUGGUUUAUGUGCAUCAUGCACAAAACCCACAUAAUAUGUGUGUGGAGUUUUCUGUGUGAUGGAUCAUAUUAACCUGAAUUCUGGUUGCAUCUCCUGACCUUUGCCCAGUAACCUAUCUACGCAGAAAUGAGUCUAGUGAUGUCUCUGCUUCAGAAGUUUUCAAGUUAAAAGAUAUAUAUAUAUUUUUUAGUGUACCUUUAAGAUAUAAAGCAUUAUGACCUCUAUCCUACUGCAAAGGUUACUUCUUCCCUUGGCACGACUCCCUUCUUGGUGCUAAGUUUGCCCCAUCUUUGGUGUUUUCCUGUGAUCUUACAGUGUUAGAAAAGGCAGGGGGUUUAGCAACUGAAGUUUCUGUCCCAGAUUCCCAACAGAGCACUUGGCUCUAAUUCUGGAUGUACAUUUAGCCUGUUUGUGGUAGGGUUAACCUUGUAGUAGGGUUAAUCUUGCUGCUGUAUAAGUAGGCUCUGUGCAUGUGACAUUGCUUAAAAGAUGUGAGGAAGACCAGCACCCAGUCAACAGAGCAGUGUUCAGAUCCACUUCCUGGAACAUGUGGCAUGUGCUGAAUUUGCGAUCCUUUGCUUAAUAGGGUGUUUUUUGUCAGGGAGGACAUGCUUAAUCUACUACUGGUCUUGUCACUGAUGGGCUCUGCUCUUAAAUCAGCUCCAGUCUGCUGUGACCAUUACAGCAUGCCUUUUCUGUGUCAUGUGUGACAAACUCAGAUGCAUGCCCUGUGUGCAAGUUCUUGAUGGCUAGUGAGGAAGGCAUUUACAUUCCUGCAGUCAUGGAAUCUGAAGGAGCCAUGGGUCAAGCUGUGCUUCGUUUGGCUUUUUAUUUCUUGCCCACAUAUCCCACCAAUUUGUCCCAGCUGGAACCUGCUUCUGUUUUCUCAAAUCUGAUUUUUUGAGUUGCAGAAAUACUUUUUUAAAAAUGCGACUGAUUUAUUUUAUUAUAUUUUUUUUUUCUGUGAAUGUGGUUCAGGGAAGGGUGAGGAGUGGGUUGACCUUGUUUCUGAAAAAAAAAAUGCACUUUCUUUGCAAUAGGGAAGAAGGCCUUGUCCUGCUGGAAAGUCCCGUGCAUAGGCUGGCUGGAGUAGCACUGUCUAAAGCAGUUGUUUCUAACCUUGCCAGGUAGUGAGAUAUUGGACCUUAAAACUGACUCUCUCAUCUGUAAGGAAUGUUUGAAUGGUUCAGAGAAGAUUGAUUACUAACCUUUCUCUGACUCUGAGCCGUGUAUGCUCAUGGUAGCUAAGGUAACCUGAUUUCAUAGGCAAAGAAAAAGAAGACAGAAUGAUGGUGAAAGUAGAUAUGCUCUUAAACUGUUGUGUUGGUUUUUUUUUUCCUUUUUUUUUUACCCAGUCAUAGACAAUAGGCUUGUUGGUACAUAUGAAGGAUUAUUCACAGGUUCUCUCUGGUCAUUACCAUUAAGUCAUGUCCAUGCACAUGUAUAUCUCUAUGUACCUGCAUGCAAACCUGUGCCUGUAUCCUGCCCCUUCAUUAUCUGUAUAUUAGUUACUCUUCCAGAAUCUCCUUCCAGAAGUGCUAAAUGGCUGCAUAUUGUGCUCUCAGGAACGGUGACAGGUCAUUUGUCAAACAGCUGGAGGCAUGAGGAGUAUUUGCUUUUCAGUCCUAUAAAUGUCAUGACUCUGUUUUUAUCAGUAAGGGAGUUUCGUACUGUGCAAAUUCUUGCCCGUGACCUGGUGCAUUCAUUGGUGCAUCUUCCAUCCAACAGCUCUCUCCUUCUGAGUGAGCUUUGAAAAAUCCUCAUGCUUUUGGGACAACCCUAAUGUAGACCUCAUGUAUUGAUGUACAGAAAGGUCCUUCAGUAUUCUGAAUCUCAGAAGCAUAUUUUUUCAAACCUGGCUGAUGCUGAGAACCAAGUGAUUUAUUCAUACAGUGGGUUCAGAUGAAGGCUGGCUUUUGAUUACUUUGCUUUUUAGAUAAAGGCUGUUGCCAAUAAUUUAAUUACAUGUAUUGGCUCUUUUUCUGCACUAUGUUGCCUGCUUGCCAACCAGCACUAUUAAAACUUUUAUUCUAAACUAGCUCUAAAUGUGUAAAUUGUUUAAAUCCCUGGGAAGAGGCACUCCUACUGAAUUGUCUGAGAUGUGUUGAGGCCUUUCAGAGCAUGGUUCCUUGUGAUGAGAACCUUGGAGGCUUCCCAUCCAAAGACUGUUCUGUACAUUUUGUUAGGAAAUUGUUUAAAGUUUUGAGAGUUUCCCAGCUGAAAAUGUUGGUUGGUAAUAUCACUGUUGUUUUUAAUACUUAAUAUAUUGUUUGCCAGUCUGUGCUCAUUAAUCAGGGAUGUAAAUUACCUCUGAUUGCCAUCGCUAUGCUGGCAAAAGCCCCACUGGGCACACUUGUACCAACAAAAAAUAAGAGUUUUCCUGGUACAGCUCCACUUGGGGAAUUACCAGAAGCUGCACCACUAAGUUCAGCCUCCAAAAACUGCAUCAGACCUGCACCGACUCUUCCCCGCAAACUCAAGGUUAGGUUAUGGCUCAGUUUCCAGGGAGUGUUGUACCACACCAGUCAGUACCCCAGACACACAGUGGAGGAGUCUGCCAGCGUUUCCUUGAAGUCACAACUAUUUGCAUUAAAUGUAUUCCAGUGCCGCUAAUGCCGUUUUUGUAACCACUCCCUGUAUUUCUCCUGCUUUCGAAAAGGAAAACCAAGCAUGAUUUUGUAUUGAGAAGUUCUGCAAACUCACCUGGCCCUUCUGCCUCGCUUUGCCUCUUCCCUUUCUGGACUGACCACAAGCAACCCAAGUAUUACUAGCAUCGCUUUCCUGCUAUAAAAGAGCUUACCUUUUUAUGUUGGUUAACAGUAAACAAACUCCUCACCUCGAUGCUUCCCCCUUCCCUCUGACAGCCGUGUGAUUUACUGCCAGAGAUGACUCUGUCAUUUCUUUGCUAUAUUGCUGCUGCUGCUGCUGUUUGAAAUGGUUUGAUGUGUGAGCUUUCCGAAACAACGUGGUGUGUGUAGGAUCUGGUGAGUGACAAGGCCGUCUCCUUUCUUCCUCUUUUAUCUCCUUGGUUUGUGCUUGUCUGUCUGCCGUGGUAGGUUUAUGAAUAAAUUAUAUAUGUCCGUAUUAGCUAUAAUUUUGGGGAGGUUUGCAUGUCAGUAGGUUGCAAGCAACUAAGGUGCCUCAUGUUCAGCUCUGAGCAGAUAGGAAUCCCCUUGCACUCGAGAGGGCCUGAUGUAAAGCCCAGUGAAGUUAGUAGGAAGACUCUUGCCAACUUCAGGGGACUUUGGAUCAGGCCUUAAGCUCCCACCUUUGUUGUGCCUCACUUAAAAUGGUGCUUUUUCAGUUGUCUGUCAUUUUUUCUGGUUUUUGUUGUGUUGUUUUUUUCUUUGUAUGGUGCUGUGUAUAACUUGUAUAUAUGAUGCACAUAUCCUACCCAAUGGGUAGAACAAACAAACAAAAACAGGUAGAUGUUAAUACUGUAAGAUAAUGUAUAGAUAAUACCAAUUUUAACACAAAAAGAAUGGCAUAGACUUUGUGAAUGCCACCUUCUGUGCUUGGUCCUUUUUUGUAAGAAAAUUUGCAAAUGGAUGCAUACAAAUGACAAAAAGUCUAUGUAUUUUAUUUUCCUAUUAAAUAUCAAUAUAGUAUCAUGAGGGGAAAAGUUUGAACAAAUCCUUUUUGACUACCCUGUGUAUAGCAAUUGGUUGUUUGAUGCAUCUUUGCUGUGAAGAUUUGUUCUUUUUUUUUUUAUAUAUAGAAAUGUGUCACUUUAAGAAAAAGAUAAAAACAUAGAACAUCAAAACCUCCACAGCUUUAACCUUGCAGCUAGAUGCUUCUUGUGUUGGUUGUUGCCUCCCUGUUGCUGAGUUGGACCAGUAUUAGUUACUACUUCUCCAGCAGAUACAUUAUUUAUUAUUAUCCUUUAUUACCUGUUUUGUUUUGUUUUGUUUUUUUGUUUAAACUUAGAAAUGGGUUGAAACCUUUGGAAUCUUUUUAUCCACACCCUAGGUUUGAAGUGAAGCUCAGACAUGUGGGAACUGAGCCAAGCCGUCCCUCCAAAAUCAGAACCUUGCCCUUGCUCUGUGCCCACCACUGGUAGAUCCUGCCAGUGCAGACUGGUGUGUAGCUGGGACUUGCUGAUGACCUGUGUAGCUGCAGGGGGGUGAGCCCUGAGGGUAGACAAGAAAAGCCACAGUAGGUAGUGAGCUGAAGGCAGGGUUUGGGCGUGAGCUUUGAGUCAGCAGCGCUGCCGCUGUGUUGACCUCUGACAGCAGAGGCUCAGCCCAGGUUCGUAUUUAGGAUUGUGGAGAAAGCCUGUUCAGACGCAGUGCAGGAAGUGGUGUGGAAAGUAAUUCAACACUUGACCAUUCCUGCCAGGCUCCCUCAGGAGUGAGGCCCUCCCCAGGUCUCCAGGCAUGGCUCUCCCCAGGCGUCUCCGCGCGUUAGGCUGUCCAUCCCCAUGCCCCCAUGUGCACUCGGUGCAGGCUCUUUGGUAAAGCAAAUACCUCAGGAAAACUCAACAUGAAGUUCUAGUGCAGAGACUUGCAGAUGCUGUACUUAUUUUUCUAAAAUGGUCUAACUAUCCCAGGAUGGUAGGUGAUGUAAAAGUUUAUCGAUCCAAGACAAACUAGUCCUCUCACCAAUGGAUAGCGACUAAUCUUUCAUAGAUACUCAUGUCUAUAUGUAACUUUUUUAUACUUGUCAGGCUUUAACCACAGAUGUAAGGUAGCAACGUGUUGAGAUACAUUUGAGAUGGCAUUUUUGUCUGUUUUUUCAAAUAAAUAGCUACAGUCUAUGCUAAAACUCUCAGGGGUCCUUAUCUGAGGCCCAAUGAAGUCAAUGGUGAGGCUUCCUUUGGUUUGAGUGAGCUCUCUAUCUGCUCGAUCAUGCUCAAGGAUGGUGCCUUGGAGCACAGUCCUUGACUUCUGUCAACCUGAAAUUUCAGCUACAUGUUUGUCUGCAAAUAUCUUUUUCAAAGCCCUCACAGGAGUCCUGUAUCUGAAUGUUGAUCAUGGUUGUUUUGGUGUGGUUUUUUUGUUGUUUUAAGAUGUGUGUAAAUUUUUUUUGGCCAGUUCUGCAUCAUCAAGCCCUUACAGGUAAACUUGUAUCCAUCCCUCUAUAUAUUGAGCUGUUUUAUCAGUAAGCGUGUACCAUAGGGAAAUACGCACGUUUCAUGACUGUCAUUUGUUAACUCAUUUAUUGUUUGUCUGGGCAUAGAGUCUUUGUUUUGGAAGUUUGCCUUGCCUGGCCACCUUCACGUUUCUGUUUGCAGGGCAGUACCACUUCUGUGCAGGAAGGAAGAAAAACAAUCAAAAAAAUCCCAGGCCUUGACUAGGAAGACUCUGUAGAGAGCAAACCUCCUGCUGGAGUAAUCUAGGGUAGGAUUUAUCAUAACAAAACUUGCAUAUUGAGUGGACCAAACAUGAGCAUGUUUCCUUUUAGAGGCACUAAUUUGCUUUGAAGCUGCAGUGGAAAGAGCAGACUAUCAAGUGUAUUCACAGCUGUGUUCACGCUUUUCUGUUUCCCACAAAGCACAGCAGGCAGCCAAGAUUUUAAAAGAAGUACAAGCAGAAGUUAUGAGAGCCUCAGAUAUCAUAGACCUGGACAGCAAAAACUAAAUAAAAAAAAUUAAAAUAAAUAAUAAUAAUAAUAAAUUCACUGUAGUAUUCUUUAACAAAGCUUUUCUACGUAUAGUACGAAGACUAAAUAUGCGUUGAUCGGGGUUUUAUCUUUGUAUAGCUAUCAACUGCCCAGUGCUGCUGUGCUCAGAGCAUUUCAGCAUGGUAUGUACAUCAGUCAGACUAUUACACUUAACCAUCAAAUGCCUGGUUUUAGAGUGCUGACCCUUUCUUUGUUGUUUCUUGCUAGUUAUUUUACAGUGUAAAACGCUUUAUUGCUGUAUGGAUCUUUUUGUAUUUCCAACAUUGUGGCUUUCAAGAUCACAUUUUCAGCACAUCUCUUUUGUUUUGUCCAUUUUGUUUCAAGCUAUUCUGAAAUAUGUACAGCACUAUCAACAAUAUUUAAUCUUUCUUUUAAGUUUUAUUGUUGUAAAAAACCACAAAACUAUUAAAAACAGUAAGUCUUUUUACAACUGUAUUGGAAUUUCUCAAUAGCUGUUCAUGUGAUGCUAUGACAAACCUGGCUUGCUUUAGUUUUUUUAAUUUCUUUUUUUUCCUUUUAACACGAAUAAUUUGUUGUUUAUUUUCCACCGUAACUCCCAGUUAUAUACAGGAAAAGAUUUCAACUGUUGUGUAUCUGACUCUUUUAAUUGAGCAAAUGGUGAUGUCCUAGUUUUUAGACCUAAGGUCUGUUUAUUGCAAUACUUUUAAAGGAAGAUGUUGCUCUAAGUGCUGUUGUUAGUUUUAAAUACAGAUUUUAUGCUUGUUCUUAAUAUGCUGUGGUUAAACCAUGGCACAAAAUUAUUAAAAAUCAUGAAAUGCA